AUGGUAUUAUUUGAUAAAGCUGAAGAAUAUUAUCACCGAUAUUUGAAAUCUUCCAUAGCAGAAGAUGAAAAAAAUCUUGCUUUGAUCCAUGAUCAAUUAGCAACACUCGCUGCAAUUAGAGGAGACUUUAAGUUAGCUGAAAACCAUUGGAAAUCAUCUACUGACAUAUUUGUCAAUGUUAAUCCACAAUUAGAUAAUUGUAAGAUUAAUAUUGUGUAUAGCCUGAAUGAUCGAAUAUUUGAUGAAAACAAGUUUUUAGACUUUGAUCAAUUAUUUACAUAUUUUCAAUCAUCUUUUCCCAAUGAUUUAAUAACUUUUUGGUGUCGAAUGUGGGUAUGGGUAUCCGAUGAAUGUCGUGCCCACACCCACAUCCACACCCACCCACACCCACACACACACACACACCCACACCCACACACACCCCACACCCACACCCACACCCACACCCUUUUUUCAAUAAACCAACAAUGUAUUUAUGUAAUUCGAGUAUUCGCUGACUAUACAUACAUAUAUUUUAACAUUUACUGAUUUAUGAAAAGAUUAGAUUCAAUCUUGAAAACUAACGUCUGUCCAAAAAAAAUGGACUCGGGUAUUUUUGCAAUAACUCAAGAACAGAAAGAGCUAGAGAGCUGCGAUUUUCACCAUUGCGUAGAUAAAUGAGUACUCUAUAUAUUCAUCAAGACAUGCCGGAGAUCCUUGCUGUUUCAGUAUUCGUCCACCACGAACCUUUCAAACAGUCCAUUGCGCUUUUUCAAAGUUCUAUGGAGACAUAUAUAUCUAAAGUAUGUAAAACAUAGCCCGGAGGCCCCUCUACAAAACCACGCAAGGCUGAGCUCUUUAGCUAUUAUGGUUCAAAAUUGGCGCCUAUUUUCCUGAGGUCCAUGCAAGUCGUUUUUCUCAAUGCGAUAACU
Rotaria sp. Silwood1 is the source of this 911-nucleotide messenger RNA. The record is from the annotation of a GenBank genome assembly. Lineage: Eukaryota; Metazoa; Rotifera; Eurotatoria; Philodinida; Philodinidae.